AUGUAUCGAGGUAAUAAACCCCUUGUCACAAAUUUUCAUCAUUUUCGAGUUGAAGUUUUCUUAAGUGUCAUUGACAUACAAUUGCAAGAAAUUGAAAACCGAUUCCCCGAGAUAAGCAAGGAACUACUUGUGUGUAUGUCUUCUUUCAAUCCUGCUAAUAUGUUUGCAUCUUUUGACAAAGGGAAGUUGAUACAACUUGCAAAAUUCUUUCCUAAUGAAUUUCCAAGUUCCGAAAUGAUAAUGUUUGAUCAUUCACUUGAGAAUUUCAUCACUGAUAUUCGAAGUAAUGAGAGAUUUUGGAAUGUGAAGAACCUUAGUGAGCUUUCCAUUAAACUUGUGGAGACGGAGAAGAAUGUCACUUAUGAUAGAGUUUACUUGCUUUUGAAGCUAAUAUUGAUUCUCCCCGUGGCAACGGCAAGUGUUGAGAGAGUAUUUUCUGGAAUGAAUCAUGUGAAAGAUAAGUUGCGAAAUAGUAUGGGAGAUCAAUUGUUAAAUGAUUGUUUGGUCACUUAUCUUGAGAAAGAUUUGUUUUUGAAUGUUAGUAUGGAUGAUAUCGUAGAACGAUACCAAAACAUGAAAACUCGUCGAGAACAAUUGUAA
Spinacia oleracea (spinach) is the source of this 600-nucleotide messenger RNA. RefSeq lists its product as uncharacterized. Bases 1 to 600 code for a protein of 199 amino acids. Gene Ontology annotation, molecular function: protein dimerization activity. NCBI's taxonomy places the organism in Eukaryota, Viridiplantae, Streptophyta, Magnoliopsida, Caryophyllales, Amaranthaceae. The record is from RefSeq and is a predicted model, not a curated record. The transcript has a single exon.